CAGAGUUCGUCCAGGUCGCACCGGAAAAUUUCCGCAACGCCACUUUGUUCGUGCAUGGUCCUGAGAAGCCGGUUAUUGUCGGAGCAGAGACUGGGAAGUAGCGAGGCCGCAUAUCAGAGCAUCACCUCCGAUUAUCGGAAAUGCCGCCGCCGGCACCCAACCUGCCAAAAACUUCCUCCCCUUCUCAGCCCUCAGGGAAAAGCGAGGUCACCGACCUGAAGCUCCAACUCCGGCAGCUUGCCGGCAGCAUCGCCCCUGGAGCGGACGAUUCCCGGCGGGAGCUCUUCAAGAAGGUCAUCUCGUUCAUGACAAUAGGGAUCGACGUCUCCGCAGCAUUCAGCGAGAUGGUGAUGUGCAGCGCUACAUCGGACGUAGUCCUUAAGAAGAUGUGCUACCUCUAUGUUUGCAACUACGCCAGAUCUAACCCGGAUCUCGCCCUCCUCACUAUCAACUUUCUCCAGAAGGAUUGCCGCGACCAGGAUCCUAUGAUCCGUGGCCUUGCUCUGCGCAGCCUCUGCUCCCUCCGGGUGGCCAAUCUGGUCGAGUACCUUGUCUCCCCGCUGACGUCUGGUCUUAGGGACAGCAGCCCCUACGUACGGAUGGUUGCUGCCAUUGGGGUCCUCAAGCUCUAUCACAUUUCCCCCUCUACAUGCCUCGAUUCAGAUUUCCCAGCCAUGCUAAAGACUCUCAUGCUCACUGACCCAGAUGCACAGGUGGUUGCGAAUUGCCUGUCAUCCUUGCAGGAGAUAUGGAGCCUGGAAGCUGGUAAUUUAGAGACUGUGUCCCGUGAGAGAGAGGCUUUGCUUAGCAAGCAGGUUGUUUACUAUCUUCUAAACAGGAUCAGGGAGUUCAAUGAAUGGGCACAGUGCCUGGUACUUGAAUUAGCCUCUAAAUAUCUACCAUCUGAUAGUAGUGAGAUAUUUGACAUAAUGAACCUUCUGGAGGAUAGACUUCAACAUGCAAAUAGUGCAGUUGUCUUGGCCACAAUAAAAGUGUUUUUGUAUCUGACGAUGUCCAUGACAGAUGUUCAUCAACAGGUUUAUGAACGCAUUAAAGCACCUUUACUCACACUAGUGAGUUCCGGUAGCCCUGAACAAUCAUACGCCGUGUUGAGCCACUUACACCUAUUAGUGAUGCGAGCUCCGAUUUUGUUCUCUUCAGACUACAAACACUUCUACUGUCAGUACAGCGAACCAUCAUAUGUGCAAAAGUUGAAACUUGAGAUGUUGACUGCCAUAGCAAAUGAGAGCAAUACCUAUGAAAUUGUGACUGAGCUUUGUGAAUAUGUUGCAAAUGUUGAUAUUUCUAUUUCAAGGGAGUCAAUCAGGGCAGUUGGAAAAAUAGCAUUGCAACAAUAUGAUGUUAAUGCAAUUGUUGAUAGGCUUCUUCAGUUCUUGGAAAUGGAGAAGGAUUAUGUGACAGCUGAAACACUUGUUUUGGUGAAAGACCUUUUGAGGAAAUAUCCUCAAUGGAGUCAUGAUUGUAUUGCAGUUGUUGGAAAUAUCAGUAGCAAAAAUGUCCAAGAACCUAAGGGUAAAGCAGCUUUGAUAUGGAUGCUUGGAGAAUAUUCCAAUGAUAUGCUUGAUGCUCCUUACAUUCUAGAAAGUCUUCUGGAGAACUGGGAUGAGGAGCAUGCCGCUGAGGUUCGAUUACAUCUUUUGACUGCAACAAUGAAAUGUUUCUUUAAAAGGCCUCCUGAGGUACAGAAGGCCUUGGGUGCUGCAUUAGCAGCUGGCUUGGCUGAUUCUCAUCAGGAUGUUCAUGAUAGAGCCUUAUUCUACUACAGGCUUCUGCAAUAUGAUGUAUCUUUGGCUGAACGUGUUGUAAAUCCACCCAAACAAGCAGUUUCAGUUUUUACUGAUACCCAGAGCAGUGAAAUUAAAGAUCACAUAUUUGAUGAAUUUAAUACCCUCUCGGUUUUAUAUCAAAAGCCUGCUUACAUGUUUACUGAUAAAGAGCAUCGUGGACCAUUUGAGUUUAGUGAAGAACUUGGGAGCUUGUCCCUUGAUGCUGGCUCUGUAGAAAAUGUAAUACCCGCUCAGAGUUUUGAAGCCAGCGACAAUGAUUUACUUCUUAGCACAUCUGAAAAGGAAGAAAGUCGAGGACUGAGCAAUAAUGAUUCAGCAUACAGUGCACCUGGCUAUGAUGCCUCAUUAAUAUCUUUGGAGGAUAAGCAAGGGCAACCUGAGUCUAAUUUCGCAAGCCUGGCAAUGCCAACAAUGCUAUCACAGGCUUCAUCAGUCCUUGACGAUCUUCUUGGUUUGGGUACUCUUGAUAUCCGGCCACCUCCAACUCUAAAGCUUAAUCCAAAAGCAGUCUUAGAUCCCGGGAGUUUCCAAAGAAAGUGGGGCCAGCUAGCAACUUCUUUGUUACAGGAAUUCUCAAUAAAUCCAGAAGGAGUGGUCGCCUUGACGAUACCUCAUACGCUUCACAAACACAUGCAGGGUCACUCCAUUCAAUGCAUCGCCUCUGGCGGCCAGCCGCCAAAUCUCAAAUUUUUUUUCUUCGCACAGAAGGAUGGCGAAAAUUCUCCCUUCUUUCUUGUUGAGUGUCUCAUCAAUACAUCAUCAACAAAAGCACAGAUAAAUAUCAAGGCCGAGGAUCCCAGCCUUUCUGAGCCAUUUUCAGCUUUGUUUCAGUCUGCAUUAUUAGCUUUGGGCCCAUCUUAGAGCUAUUUUUGUAAUAAUUUUUGACAAUUGUUCAAAUUUUUUUCAGAUAUGCAUUUUAUGCCUCCAUAUGCAGUAUUAUGUUUCAUUUGUAGAAUAUGUUAUUUGAUACUGUGGAGUUAUACAAAAUAAUUGUACUUAAAACUUACAAAAGUCUAUAGAAGAGGGAUUGAAUGCA
Molecule: messenger RNA, 2844 nt
Organism: Phalaenopsis equestris
Lineage: Eukaryota; Viridiplantae; Streptophyta; Magnoliopsida; Asparagales; Orchidaceae
Product: beta-adaptin-like protein A
Exons: 11
Coding region: 141-2669 (842 amino acids)
Biological process (GO): intracellular protein transport; vesicle-mediated transport
Cellular component (GO): membrane coat; clathrin adaptor complex
Molecular function (GO): clathrin binding
Source: RefSeq, a predicted model, not a curated record